Molecule: messenger RNA, 1668 nt
Organism: Lichtheimia ornata
Lineage: Eukaryota; Fungi; Mucoromycota; Mucoromycetes; Mucorales; Lichtheimiaceae
Exons: 2
Coding region: 1-1668 (555 amino acids)
Molecular function (GO): protein binding
Source: RefSeq, a predicted model, not a curated record
AUGAUCACAUCAGCAACACAGCCAAAAAGGGACACACGGAUCGCUUUGCAAAACGUUGACAUGGGUGAUACAACAACAACAACAGCACCACCACAAGCUCUUUUCGACGCGUUGCAAUCGAUGAAUCAUGAGGAUGCAUUGACAAAAACAACAUCACUACGAGAACACCAUAUCGAGAUGCUUUUGACCAUUCUCAGAAUCCGUGCCGCUGCAUUUGCUCGAGUUGCCAACUUUGAUCAAGCAUUGGAUGAAGCCUCUCUCCAUAUCCAAAUAGCACCCUUUUGCGCACUCGGGUAUAUGCAAUCAGGAGAAAUCCUUUCAAACAUGCAAGGGUAUCAAACAGCAGCCAUCAAAGUGUACGAAAAAGGCCUCAGCAUGGUUCCACAAAGCGAUCCAUCCCAUCAGCAAUUGAUUCGAGCCAAGCAGCAAGCUCGUGAAAAGCAACAAAUACGAGUCGACUUCAUUAGUCAACUACCCUUGGCUAUUGUACGAGAUUGUAUCGCUCCUCUUUUACGUGGUGAUGGAAGAAGCAAGUGGAGUAGUCUUGGCACUGUUUCAAAACGAUGGCAUCAAGCUUUGAUGGCAGGCAACAUGGAUAAGAAGCACUUUAAAAUACACGGAUCGGAUACCCUUGACGAGCAGCAACGAUUGAUGGAUGCAGCACCUGAAGUUGUUUCCUUACGCUUCAAAAAUUCUCUUCAACCACCCCACACAUUGCUCAAUCCAGGCAAGUUUCAUUCACUUCAAAAGUUAUCGAUUGAAGGUUGCUAUUUGUCUACUUGGCCUGAGUUUGCUGCAGCGCUGAAUAAAGUUGGAAGAUGGCUGACCCAUUUGGAGCUGGAGAACGUAGGUGGUGCACCCAUCAUCCCUUUGACGGACGUACUCGAAAGCUGCCCUCGACUAAAAUCCAUGCGAUGUCUUGGUGGUCGCAACGUGGUGGACAUUUCAACCAUCGAGAAGCAAUGCAUCACCUUGACAUGUCUCCAGUUUUGGGCAAAUGAUCAAAUUAGGAAAGAGGAUGUGGUGGAGCUGCUGUCAAGAAUUCCAUCACUCGAGCAGCUAUCCAUAUACGAUAAAACGACCUCUGAAUGUUUGAUAAAACUGGACACAGCGUAUGAUCACGUCUUCUCUGCCAGAUUCAAUCAUCUCAUAUCCAACUUUGAUUCGAUCCCCACCACAACCGCCACCACCAAUGGAGGUAAACGUAUGCUUUGUAUACAUGGUCAAGGUUUGAAAAACUCGGAGGCUGCUUCAAAAUUGUUACUGGAAUCGCAUCGUUGGCCAUCGAUGGGUAGCUUUGUCUACAACAUUUCCUUCCUCGAUAGCACCACCAUUUUCGAAAUCCUGAGAUCGCCUUCGCCUGUGUUGCGACUUGAGCAGUCCUUGAACAGCCUAAUCAUUACACGUUGUGGACUUAAAGAAGGACACUUGAUGCAAAUCUUUCAGCAAUGGCGAUCUGAAAAACGGCGUUUGGAUCAACUACGACUGAUUGAGGAGCCUGGUAUGACGGAUAGGGUGGUGGCAAGUCUUGCUGGUCGAGGAGGUGCAAUGAUUUGUAGGCGACUUGAGCUCAAUCGAUUACCCCACAUCACACGAGACGGCAUCAAGUUUUUGUAUUCUCGUCUUUAUCCACAAAAUAUCAAGAUUGUUGAAUGUCCAAUGGUGUAA